Porites lobata is the source of this 747-nucleotide messenger RNA. The record is from the annotation of a GenBank genome assembly. NCBI's taxonomy places the organism in Eukaryota, Metazoa, Cnidaria, Anthozoa, Scleractinia, Poritidae.
AUGAAACUUGAAAAGGAACAUUCCAAUACAUUAAAGCUGGAUGGCAAUCAAAGCAGAUAUAUUGGCAUUGUCAUUCGUCCUUUCAAGUCAUGUGACACUGAUGUAGUGCGUAACAUAUUUGCUGAAAGCAUGGGAGAAAUGCGCAGUCCCCUAGUCCGAGAUGUCAUGUACCAAGCCAUUGUUUAUGGAUUAUAUUUAUCAUUACCAGCAGCAGUGCUAAGUGUUGUAUGGUUUUCUUGGUUUUUAGCAUUGUAUUUUAUCAUUUUCAUUUUCAUUUUGAUUGUUUUGUUUGCUGUGUUACACAUUGGUUUCUCAAGGUACAUUCAACGAUGUUUAGACACUGAUCUAGGAAACAUAGAACAUACAUAUUUCCAGCAAAAGAUGUCGCACUUGUGGGUUGCAGAGUGCAACCAAUUAGUAAUCGGUAUGGUAGCUCUCGUUCCCGAUACCGACCACGAAGGAUGCUUUGAAAAGUCUGGGGAAGUUGUCGGAAGGCUUCGGAGAAUGGCUGUUUUACCAGAAUUCCGUAGAUUAGGUGUCGCCAAACAACUUCUUGACACGCUUCUGUCUUACGCGAAGCAAGUUGGGUAUAAACAAAUUGUUUUGCUGACAACCAGUGCUCAAGAAGCCGCUAUUAAAUUUUACACAAAGCAUGACUUCCAACUGGUAUCAAAGAGACUCGCCAACAGAGCAAUGAGAGGAUUUUACCAUUUUGAUUAUUCUUAUGACCUUGAAAGAUGGAAAUAA